Periophthalmus magnuspinnatus is the source of this 1455-nucleotide messenger RNA. RefSeq names its product reticulocalbin 2 (gene rcn2). NCBI's taxonomy places the organism in Eukaryota, Metazoa, Chordata, Actinopteri, Gobiiformes, Gobiidae. Gene Ontology annotation, molecular function: calcium ion binding. The record is from RefSeq and is a predicted model, not a curated record. The transcript has 8 exons. Gene Ontology annotation, cellular component: endoplasmic reticulum. Bases 110 to 997 code for a protein of 295 amino acids.
GCCCAGUGUUUAGAGAAUCCCGUUUCACUUUUGCAGCUCCUCAUUUCAGACUUUUACUGUGGAACAUUUAGACGGAAAUAAGAAGUGACUGGAAAAACAAAGUUAGAAAAUGUCGCUGUGGCUCGUGGCUCUGUUUCUCUUGUCGCAGUUUUACUCGAGUCAGCAGCACACGGCACAACACGGCACAAACGUCCUGCUGGGAGAAGAGGACACGGGUGAAGUGGAGAAGUUGAGUCCAGCAGAGCAAAAGAAAAAAAUGCUGGAAAUUGUGAAGAGGAUUGACAGAGAUGGAGAUAAACUUUUAAGUGCAGAGGAGAUGGCAGUGUGGAUCCAGCGUGUGUACAGGAAGUACGCCAUGGAGGACGCCGCAGAGCGGUUCCCAGACUUUGACCUGGAUCACAACGGCCUCGUUUCAUGGGACGAGUACGACACAGUGACCCACGGACACCUCGUCCCUUUAGACGUCGACUCAUCCCUGGACCCAGAGCAGGAGUCUCUCAGACAGCUCCAUCGACGGGAGAAGCAGCGUUAUGACUUUGCAGAUGUGGACGGUAACGCAGGCCUCAAUGUGACUGAGUUUUUGGCGUUUACUCAUCCUUCUGAGGUCGAUCACAUGUCUGACUUUGCCAUUGAAGAUGUUUUAAAUGAAUACGACUCGAAUCAAGACGGCUUCAUCAGUCUCAGUGAAUUCAUCGGAAACGCUCGUGGUGACGGUGAUCCCAUCUCGCAAUGGGAAAUAGAAGAGUCCGUGCGUUUCAAAGACCUGUACGACCAAGACAAAGAUGGAAAGUUAAACAGAGAAGAGCAGCUUCGAUGGGUCGCUCCGAAUAGUUACGGUUCAGCCAGAGAAGAGGCUCUUCACUUGAUCAGGGAAGUGGACCGUGACCAGGACGGACGUCUGUCUGUGUCGGAAAUACUGAGGAACCAGGAAACGUUUAUGAACAGUGAAGUAACAGACUACGGCCGACAGUUACACGUCACACACGAUGAGUUAUAAAGAACUGCUCCGAGAAAAGAGCGAGGAAACACUAAACCUGCAGCGAGUCUCCACUUCACUGAUUCAGAGCCAACGAAUUACAUCAGGGACAAGGGUUUAUGUGUAACACGAGGAAGAAUCAUGUUAUUGGUCAUGUUAUGGGUUUCAGAUGACAUGACCACAUCCUAUGGGCUAAUUUUACUUAAAGGUCAAUUUAUUACACAGAACGGACUCUUCUGACAAGGAGACGACAUUAGGACAGUAAUAUGGCCCUUUAAUACAGAUGGAGAUAAAAUAAAUAUUGUUAAAAUGUAGAUUUGAUGCAAGUUCUUGAGUUUAGGCACUAAUAGAAAUAAGCUUCAAUAUUUGUAACUUUACCAUAAGAAUAACAAGAAAACCUGACUUGAUGUAAAUCUGGUGACUGUCGUUUAAAUGGUUUAAACUCGUAUAAACAUUCUGCUGCUUUAACCUUUAUUUCU